AAAUAAGUAAAUAAACAAAUAAGCAAAUAAAUAAAUAAAACAAAUGAGUAAAUAAAUAAAUGAAAAAAAAAAAAUACACAAUUUAUCACACGAAGGGAAAAGUUACCCACCGGUGAGCCCUGCAUGCACUGUGUAGAACAGCCCUGCGCUGGAAGUCCAUUUUGCUACUUUUUUUUCAAGCCUGCCCUCCCCAGGAGUUUGGCUCCCUCCCCCCCGAAUGUACCUCCACCAGCUGGCGCACCAUCUUUACGCGAAAGGGGGAAGUGGAAACACGGGAGAAAAUCGGGACAUCAUCACCCCUGCGAGUGUGCCUUCUACAUAGCUGCAGCUGAUCUGUUGAAGGGGUUAAACGGCGUGCCUUCCGCAGGCGGGGAAAAGAACUUCUCCGCAUUUCAAGCGUCACUUCGCACAACUCGCAGGGGAAACCACAUUUUCGCUAGACAGCCGGAUGAUGAUGCACGUGAGAAGAGUGGUCCAGUUGGCGACCCUACUGCUGUACAUCGCCUCUGUCAGCGCGAUGCUGAGGAGUGCCUUGAAGGGGGGCGGACAACCCAAGUGGGAAAUCGAAAGGAGAGGGAACUCCCGGGAAAUGCAGUUCAUUACCAGCAAAGCAAUAAAGGGGGUAGCUCAUAAGAGGAAAAUCUCACAACAUUCAUCCCCUGCAGAACACAUGGUGAGUGAGCAAAGUGGGCAAGCGGAAGGGAUAAAUGGAAAGGGAGAACCCCUUGGAGACAUCUGCUUCAUCGCGGGAGUGGGAGACACCAAUGGAUACGGGUGGGGAAUCGCAAAAGAAUUGAGCAAAAAAAAUGUAAAAAUAAUUCUAGGCGUAUGGCCACCAGUGUAUAACAUUUUCAUGAAGAACCUCCAAAGUGGCAAAUUUGAUAGCGACAUGAUAAUUGGAGAAGGUAAAAAAAUGGAGCUUCUAGACAUCCUCCCCUUCGACGCCGCGUUUGAUUCUGCCAGCGAUGUAGACGAGGAAACGAGGAAGAACAAAAGAUACGCCAGCUUAGAUAGCUAUUCCAUUGAGGAGGUUGCCAAUUUGGUAUAUAAAAAAUAUGGAAAGAUAAACAUGCUAGUUCAUUCACUGGCUAAUGGGAGAGAAGUGGAGAGGAGUCUACUUGAGACCAGUCGAGGUGGCUAUCUGGACGCCCUCAGCAAAAGCUCCUAUUCUCUCAUAGCCCUAUGCAAACAUUUCUGCAAAAUUAUGCACCCCCAAUCGAGUGUAAUAUCCUUGAGUUACUACGCUAGUCAGAAGGUGGUGCCUGGGUAUGGGGGAGGCAUGUCAAGUGCUAAGGCAGCCUUGGAGUCCGACACGAGAACUUUAGCCUACCACCUGGGGAGAAAACACAAAAUUAGGGUUAAUACCAUCAGCGCGGGGCCACUCAAAUCCAGGGCUGCAACUGCCAUCAAGAAAGCCACUCCCCAAUCCGGGGGAAACGAAGGGGAAAAGAAAAACUUGGCGUUUAUAGAUUACGCCAUUGAUUACUCAGAAAAAUAUGCGCCUCUUCAGCAGAAGCUUUAUUCCACGGACGUCGGGGCCGUGGCCGCCUUUUUGCUGUCCAAGGAGAGUAGGGCGGUCACUGGCCAGACCAUCUACGUGGACAACGGGCUCAACAUCAUGUUCGGCCCCGAUGACUUGUUUCAGGGAGGGGCGGCCUAG
Molecule: messenger RNA, 1660 nt
Organism: Plasmodium vivax (malaria parasite P. vivax)
Lineage: Eukaryota; Apicomplexa; Aconoidasida; Haemosporida; Plasmodiidae
Product: enoyl-acyl carrier protein reductase
Exons: 1
Coding region: 449-1660 (403 amino acids)
Biological process (GO): fatty acid biosynthetic process
Molecular function (GO): enoyl-[acyl-carrier-protein] reductase (NADH) activity
Source: RefSeq, a predicted model, not a curated record